This is a messenger RNA of Neospora caninum, 1692 nucleotides long. RefSeq names its product similar to uniprot|P15705 Saccharomyces cerevisiae YOR027w STI1, related. The coding region runs from base 1 to 1692 and encodes 563 amino acids. The record is from RefSeq and is a predicted model, not a curated record. The transcript is spliced from 10 exons. NCBI's taxonomy places the organism in Eukaryota, Apicomplexa, Conoidasida, Eucoccidiorida, Sarcocystidae. Gene Ontology annotation, molecular function: Hsp90 protein binding.
AUGUCUGCCGCUGAGACUGCCCAGGCCUUCAAGGCGGAAGGCAACGCCGCCUUCCAAAAAGGUAAAUACGAGGAAGCGGUUGGCUUCUUCACAGAGGCCAUCAAAUGCACGCCUGACGAUGCAGUUCUUUACUCGAAUCGAUCCGGAGCAUAUGCGUCUCUCAACAAGCUGGAAGAAGCCCUGAAGGAUGCGGAAAUGUGUGUCAAGUUGCGCCCGACAUGGGGAAAGGGAUACUCGAGGAAAGGCCUGGCAGAAUUUAGGAUGAUGAAAUAUAAAGAGGCAGAGGCAACCUACCAGAAAGGGUUGCAGGUUGACCCUACGAACGAACAACUCAAAGAGGGCCUCAACCAGGUGCAACAGCAAACGGACCAAUUCUUCUCGAUGCAAGCGAUGCUCGCGGCUGCACAGGCUGUUAACAGGCAUCCCAAGUUGGCAAAGUAUCAGCAGGAGGACCCAGAGUACACACAGCGUCUCACGGAGAUUUUGAAGCAAAUCCAGAAGAACCCGCAGUCGCUUAAACUCAUCAUGGCUCAGCCUGACGUGCGCGUCAAGGAAGGCGUCAUCGCAGCGAUGGGAGGAGACCUGGAAGAGGAGGAGGAGCCUCAGAGUCAGUCAGCUGCUGCGAGACCGGCGAGAGCAGCCACUGAAACUGUCAGUGGUGCCAAGGCAGCCUCGAAAGAAAACGAGCAGCCAGCCAAAGAGCUCACCGAAGAUGAGAAAGAAGCUGAAGCGUUGAAACAGAAAGGCAACGAACUGUACAAACAGAAAAAGUUUGCGGAAGCCCUGGAGGCGUACGAUGCAGCCAUCGAGAAGAAUCCCAACGAAAUUCUUUAUCUGAACAACAAGGCAGCCGUCUACAUGGAGAUGGGUGACUACGACAAAGGCUUGGCCGAAUGCCAGAAGGCACUCGACAAGCGAUACGAGUGCAAAGCAGAUUUCUCCAAGGUUGCAAAGGUGUACUGCCGAAUGGCUGCAUGCAAGACUCGGGCGGGGGACUAUGGUGGAGCAAUCGCCAUGUACGAGAAGGCAUUAUGCGAGGACAACAACCGCGCGACUCGGAAUGCGCUCAAUGAGGUGAAGAAGCUGAAGGAGAAGAAGGAGCGAGAGGACUACGUCAACCCGGAGCUCGCAGAGCAGCAUCGGGAAAAAGGCAAUGAAUUCUUCAAACAGGGCGACUAUCCUGCUGCGAAAAAAGAGUACGACGAGGCUAUCCGACGGAACCCGAAAGACGCGAAGCUGUACAGCAACAGAGCGGCAGCGCUAACCAAACUGUGUGAAUAUCCUUCGGCGUUGCGGGAUGCUGACACAAGUGUGCAGCUGGAUCCGACGUUCGUAAAGGGAUGGAGCAGGAAGGGUAACCUUCACAUGCUCUUGAAGGAGUAUCCAAAAGCUCUGCAGGCGUUUGACAAAGGCUUGGCGCUCGAGCCUACAAACCAAGAAUGCAUCCAAGGAAAGAUGACUGUCUUAAACAGAGUCCAGCAGCUCCAAAGCUCUGGCGAGGUCGAUCCAGAACAGAUGGCGCACUCCCUGGCCGAUCCGGAGAUCCAAGCCAUUCUGAAGGAUCCCCAGAUGAACAUCGUUUUAAUGAACAUCCAGGAGAAACCGGAUUUGAUUCAUGAGUAUCUGCGGGACCCGAAGAUCAAGGACGGAAUCAACAAGCUCAUCGCAGCCGGAAUCCUGAGGGUCGCAUGA